Molecule: messenger RNA, 1977 nt
Organism: Brassica oleracea var. oleracea
Lineage: Eukaryota; Viridiplantae; Streptophyta; Magnoliopsida; Brassicales; Brassicaceae
Product: galacturonosyltransferase 8
Exons: 3
Coding region: 141-1802 (553 amino acids)
Molecular function (GO): polygalacturonate 4-alpha-galacturonosyltransferase activity
Source: RefSeq, a predicted model, not a curated record
AUGGUUACCGACAUUAUUGUUACUCUCCUAAACAAUCAUUUGCGAUAUUCGGCCGCGUACACGAUCCAGUCACUCCAUUAAUAGCUAGUACAAUCGAAUGGAACUGUAAAGUAAGCAAGACACAAGUGCACUCGCGCAAAAUGGCUAAUCACCACCGACUCUUACGCGGCGUCGGAUCUCCGGCGAUUAGAAUCAGACUCACAGGUUUCGUCGCCACUAUCGCACUCUCCCUCUUCGCUCUCUCCUUCCUCUUCGCUUCCGAGUCUAAUAACGAUUCACCUGAUCUCCUCCUUCCCGGAGUCGGAUCCAUCAGAAGAUCCAUGUUGGAUAUCAAACCGGAUCCGCUCAAGCCGCGCCUCCUCCAGAUCCGGAAACAAGCCGACGACCACCGAUCGUUAGCCCUAGCCUACGCCUCGUACGCUCGGAAGCUCAAGCUCGAGAACUCGAAGCUCGUGAGAAUCUUCGCAGAUCUCUCGAGAAACUACACAGAUCUGAUCAACAAACCUUCCUACCGAGCUCUCCACGACUCCGACGGAUCCUCCUCCAUCGACGAAUCCACGCUUCGUCAGUUCGAGAAAGAGGUCAAGGAACGGAUCAAGAUGACUCGCCAGGUGAUCGCCGAAGCCAAGGAGUCGUUCGACAACCAGCUCAAGAUCCAGAAGCUCAAGGACACGAUCUUCGCCGUCAACGAGCAGCUGACCAACGCCAAGAAGCAAGGCGCGUUCUCGAGCUUGAUCGCCGCGAAAUCGAUCCCGAAAGGAUUGCAUUGCCUCGCGAUGAGGCUGAUGGAAGAGAGGAUCGCUCAUCCGGAGAAGUACACCGAUGAAGGGAAAGAUAAACCGGCGGAGCUAGAGGAUCCGAGUCUUUACCAUUACGCGAUCUUUUCGGAUAACGUGAUCGCAGCCUCGGUGGUGGUGAACUCCGCUGUGAAGAACGCGAAGGAGCCGUGGAAGCACGUGUUCCACGUGGUGACUGAUAAGAUGAACCUCGGGGCGAUGCAGGUUAUGUUCAAGCUCAAGGAGUAUAAAGGAGCGCACGUGGAGGUGAAAGCUGUGGAGGACUACACGUUUUUAAACUCUUCGUAUGUUCCCGUGCUGAAGCAGUUGGAGUCUUCGAAUCUCCAGAAGUUCUAUUUCGAGAAUAAGCUCGAGAACGCGACCAAGGAUACUACCAAUAUGAAGUUUAGGAACCCCAAGUAUCUGUCGAUAUUGAACCACUUGAGGUUUUAUUUGCCUGAGAUGUACCCGAAGCUGCAUAGGAUACUCUUCUUGGACGACGAUGUGGUUGUGCAGAAGGAUUUAACGGGGCUUUGGGAGAUUGAUAUGGAUGGGAAAGUGAAUGGAGCUGUAGAGACUUGUUUCGGUUCGUUCCAUCGGUAUGCUCAGUACAUGAACUUCUCGCAUCCUUUGAUCAAAGAGAAGUUUAAUCCCAAAGCGUGCGCGUGGGCUUAUGGGAUGAACUUCUUUGAUCUCGAUGCUUGGAGAAGAGAGAAGUGCACUGAAGAGUAUCACUACUGGCAAAAUUUGAACGAGAACAGGGCUCUGUGGAAGCUGGGGACGUUGCCACCGGGUUUGAUCACGUUUUACUCGACCACAAAGCCGCUGGACAAAUCGUGGCAUGUGCUUGGGUUGGGUUAUAAUCCGAGCAUUAGUAUGGAUGAGAUCCGUAACGCUGCGGUGGUACACUUCAACGGUAAUAUGAAGCCGUGGCUGGACAUUGCCAUGAACCAGUUUAGGCCGCUUUGGACCAAACACGUUGACUACGACUUGGAGUUUGUCCAGGCUUGCAAUUUCGGCCUCUGAACUAUGAAUUUUAUUUUUUUCUACGAUAUUUGUAACUUAGUUUGUUCUGUCUGUUUAUUUAUAUAUUUUUGAGGGGAAUUAGAAUAAUUGUAUUUUGUUCAGAGCUGUAAUUCUACGGCAACCUAUAAUCAAACUUUUAAUAUUAAUAUCAAACAGGAAUGGUUGUAAUUCUAAA